Molecule: messenger RNA, 538 nt
Organism: Prorocentrum cordatum
Lineage: Eukaryota; Dinophyceae; Prorocentrales; Prorocentraceae
Source: the annotation of a GenBank genome assembly
AGGCGCAGCCGCUGGUCCUGUCGCUGGGCGCGUCCUUCUGCGGCGGCCACGUGGUGGUGCCCAGCCCCAGCGUGGACGCCGUCCUGCAGCCCGAGGGCGGCUUCGAGGAGCGCGAGGCGGCGGGGCUGGCCCCAGACCGGCACAUCUUCGUGUACUGGUUCGGGUCUGGCGACAAGACCUGGCGGCGGGAGGUCUUGGACCAGAUCGCGGCCUACCGCGCGGCGCCUGGCGCGAGGGACGUCAGCGUGCACGAGAUCGGCAGCGACUACGAGGCGCGCGACGUGUGGCAGACGGACGCCACCUCGCCGGCCCUGGUGCUGGAGGAGAUGUUCCGCUCCGUCUUCUGCCCGGUGGUCCAGGGCGACGUGCCGCACCAGAAGCGGCUGUUCGACGCGAUGCUCACCGGCUGCAUCCCGGUGGUGAUUGCCGCACGGGCCGUCCCAAGCGUGCAGCGCCCCCAGGGGGGGGCGGGGUGUGAGAGGCGGUGCGGUGGGGCACCCGCUCCCGCGCGGCAUCCUUGCGCAUCCAAGGGGCGGAG